AUGCGCUUCUUGCUCGGAUUACUCAUCGCAAUCGUCGCAUUUGCUGCUAGUUCACCAAUUCAUGGAAUCUGGAACAACCUCCCAGCUCCUCCACAAAAACGAGUCUACGGAUUCUACAACUACUUGCCAAAGGAGGAGGACGACCGUGACAAACGUAACACCAUCUUUCUCUUGGCCCCAAAUGAGGAUUACGUUGAUUGA
Molecule: messenger RNA, 201 nt
Organism: Caenorhabditis remanei
Lineage: Eukaryota; Metazoa; Nematoda; Chromadorea; Rhabditida; Rhabditidae
Exons: 3
Coding region: 1-201 (66 amino acids)
Source: RefSeq, a predicted model, not a curated record